Melanotaenia boesemani (Boeseman's rainbowfish) is the source of this 2352-nucleotide messenger RNA. It is a transcript of the gene stmn2b, whose product is annotated as stathmin 2b. Gene Ontology annotation, molecular function: tubulin binding. Bases 144 to 686 code for a protein of 180 amino acids. Gene Ontology annotation, cellular component: cytoplasm; neuron projection; growth cone. Gene Ontology annotation, biological process: regulation of microtubule polymerization or depolymerization; microtubule depolymerization; neuron projection development. The record is from RefSeq and is a predicted model, not a curated record. The transcript is spliced from 5 exons. Lineage: Eukaryota; Metazoa; Chordata; Actinopteri; Atheriniformes; Melanotaeniidae.
ACGCAGCUCAUCACAGACCACCAGGCGCACCGGCAGCCCCCGUCUCUGCUGACUCAGUGCCUUAACAGCAGUCCCUUCUCCCUGUGAUACAGCAUCCAGCAACCAACGCGCUCUCCAACCUGCCCCGACAACAAUCUACAGAAAUGGCCAAGACCGCAAUCGCUUACAAAGAGAAGAUGAAGGAGAUUUCUGUUCUCUCACUCAUCUGCUCUUGUCUGUACCCCGAGACCCGCAAAAAUGUCAUGGGUGACUUUGAAGCAGACAUGGACAUCAAGCCCAUUAACAAGCGCGCCUCAGGCCAGGCCUUUGAGGUCAUCCUGAAGUCGCCCUCUCCUACGUCUGAAGCAGCCCACUGCAUCACCAGCCCCCCUAAGAGGGACAUUUCCCUGGAGGACAUCCAGAAGAAACUGGAGGCAGCUGAGGACCGAAGGAGAUCCCAGGAGGAGCAGAUACUUAGAAUCCUGGCUGAGAAAAGAGAGCAUGAGCGCGAGGUGCUGCUGAAGGCCAUGGAGGAAAACAGCAACUUCAGCCGCAUGGCCGAGGAGAAGCUCCAGCUGAAGAUGGAGCAAAUUGAGGAGAACAGGCAGGCCUACAUUGCUGCCAUGAUGGAGCGUCUGCAGGAGAAGGAGAAGCACGCCCAGGAGGUUCGCAGGAACAAGGAGCUGAGAGAAGAGUUGUUGCCAUAAGAAGCCCUAACAGCAUCUACAUCCCACUUCCACACCCUCUACCACCACCCCCAGCCCUGAGGAACACCUCCUUCCCCACCUUAUUCCACAUGUCCCCACCUCUCCACCUUUUUCCCUGCUAUACUCUCCCCCCCCCCCCCCAAGCCCCCAUAACGUUCUACUAUGAAACUACCAGGAGAUGCCACCCUGUGACGGCAGGAGGUUUGAAUGGGGAUGGGGGUGGAAAAUAAAAUUAAAAUUUAUAAAAAGAAAAACACAAAAAAAUGAAUGUCUCCUGCCAGUUCCUUCCAAAAAGAAUGUUUUUUCUCAAACGAGAAGAAAAAAAAUCAAUUUGACAAACAACAGUGGUUUUUUGUAAAUACUUUUUUUUUUGUUAUAUACAGUGCGAUACAAGCAGCAAAAGUAUUGGUUGCAGUGUGCCAUUUAUAUAGGUUUCUUCUCCCUGCAUAUAUAUGGAUGUAAUAAUCUGUUCAUUUUCAUAUUUUUGGUUGAUUUCAUCCUGAGAAUGUUUUUCUUUUUUAAGUUUCUCUCGUGUGUAACAGGCUUAGGUGUUUGUUGUGAGUUUGCCAGCUAGCUGAUGUUUUGCAGUGACUGCUUGCGUCCUCAUGAAGCCUGCAUGCUGGCUCCUUUCCCUUGGGCACUUACUCAUUUGACCCAGCAGAUCUGGAAGCAAAAUUGGAUCAAACUGAUUUUCCAUCCAGUUUUUGCCAAUUUUCCAAUUAGUAAGGGGACAUUUGCAGGAAAAUUGCCAGAAGGAAAGGGGACAGUUUGCCUCCUCCCUGUGGGGACUGCAAGCCGUUGCUGCAUAACCACUCCUGUGAAUAGGUAGUGACUGUAAUUGCAGGAGAACACUAUAGCAUUUAAUGAGCCCAUCUUCAUCUACCUUACCCCCCGCCUUCAUCUACCAAUAUACAUGUAUGCUGCAGAAGCAGUCACUUACACGCUCUCCACACAGGCGACUACAACACAGAGUAAACCAUGCCUGACUAAUGGCCUCAUUAUUUUCCUCAGCCUGCAGUUACAGUUCAGUCACUUGUUACUGUCUUGCAACACCAUUGAGGUUGAGGUGCAUCCUGAGUAUGCUGGUGUGCAAAAAAAAAAAAAUCAUUUACUACUGUGAAUUCACACUGGAGAAAAUACAGACAAGUCUCAACUUUCUCCCUUUCAUAAUAUUUAGAGCAUUUCUCUACAUCACCUACUGGAAUCAUUGCAUGUCACCCAAAGACACUGUAAAUUCAACUUAAAGGCCGGCACAAGGGAUAUAUUUAAGCCAUAACAGGCAUAACUGCGAUGAUGAUCCAUGAACAUAGUAUUUCCAUCUGUGAAAGUGUAUAUGAGUGUAUUGAAGGAUGCGAUUGUAACAGUGGGUGUUGAUGCCUGAAGUUGGACACUGUUGGUCACACACGCACAGUUGGCCCAUAGAUGUGUGUGAGUGAUUGUGUGAUUUCAGAAAGGGCGGGUAGUGUUUGUGCCAUGUGAUAUUGAUCUGGUUAGAUUAAAAACAAACAUUAAAGUGAGGAACAAUUGUCAGGACGUUCAACACAGACAGUGAGUAUCCUACUUUCCUCUCUUUCUCUUCUCUGUCCAUUUGUGUGUUUCCCCUCUCUUCCAUAUAUCUUUGUGAGCAAGCAGUGGUUAAUAAAGAUUUGGAAUUCAGUGACUGAAA